Impatiens glandulifera is the source of this 2519-nucleotide messenger RNA. RefSeq names its product SUMO-activating enzyme subunit 2. Gene Ontology annotation, molecular function: SUMO activating enzyme activity. Gene Ontology annotation, cellular component: cytoplasm; SUMO activating enzyme complex. Gene Ontology annotation, biological process: protein sumoylation. Lineage: Eukaryota; Viridiplantae; Streptophyta; Magnoliopsida; Ericales; Balsaminaceae. The coding region runs from base 207 to 2147 and encodes 646 amino acids. The record is from RefSeq and is a predicted model, not a curated record. The transcript is spliced from 11 exons.
AAAGUCUACUUACGGAGAGGACUUAAACUGAGAGACGACGAGGACGAGGAAAUAGUAGGUUCGAAACUGCUGCUUAUAUUUUCUAAAGGCCAAGCCUUUCUUGCCGCCUUUUCGCACCACAAUUUUGGAAUACCCGCACAAGAAACCUCUCCAGAUUCCCCAAUUUCUUCUUCAAUUCCUUUCAUCCUUUGACUAAUCUUUCUUCCAUGGCCGCCGAACAACGGUUAUCUGCUGUCAAGGGUUCGAAAGUACUUAUGGUUGGUGCUGGAGGAAUUGGGUGUGAACUUCUUAAAACCCUAGCUCUUUCUGACUUUCCGGAUAUUCAUGUUAUUGACAUGGACACAAUAGAAGUGAGUAACCUGAAUAGGCAGUUCUUGUUUCGAAAAUCACAUGUUGGACAAUCCAAGGCCAAAGUUGCUCGAGAUGCUGUUUUGAAGUUUAGACCUCACAUUAACAUUACUGCUUACCAUGCGAAUGUUAAAGAUUCGGAAUUCAAUGUUGACUUCUUUAAGCAAUUUAAUGUUGUCCUCAAUGGACUUGACAACUUAGAUGCUAGGCGGCAUGUAAAUCGCCUCUGUUUGGCAGCUGAUGUCCCAUUGGUAGAAAGUGGAACCACUGGGUUUCUGGGACAGGUUACCAUACACAUAAAAGGGCGCACUGAAUGCUAUGAGUGCCAGCCAAAACCAGCUCCAAAAACUUAUCCUGUGUGUACUAUUACAAGUACCCCAUCAAAGUAUGUUCACUGUAUUGUAUGGGCAAAGGAAUUGCUUUUUGCAAAGCUAUUUGGUGACAAGAAUCAAGAGAAUGACCUCAAUGUUCGUACCAGUGAUUCCAACUCAUCUGAACACGCAGACAAUGUUUUCGAAAGAAAAAAGGAUGAUGAUGUUCACCAAUAUGGAAAAAGAGUAUUUGACCAUGUUUUUGGUUACAACAUUGAAGUUGCUUUAUCCAAUGAGGAGACGUGGAAAAGUCGUAAUAAGCCAAGGCCUUUAUAUAUAAGAGACAUCCUGCAUGAUGAAGAGAUUGAACAAAAUGGAGAUUUUGGUAAUACUUCUGCAGUUGAUGAACCUCUAUCUAUGUCUGCUAUGGCAUCUAUUGGGCUGAAGAAUCCUCAAGAUAUAUGGAGCCUGAAGGAAAAUUCAAGAAUACUCCUUGCGGCACUUAAGUUAUUUUUCCAGAAACGAGAGAAGGAAAUAGGGAGCUUGUGUUUUGAUAAGGAUGACCAGUUAGCUGUAGAAUUCGUUACUGCUGCUGCAAAUAUCCGGGCAACUUCUUUUGGUAUACCUUUGCAUAGCCUUUUUGAAGCUAAAGGCAUUGCUGGCAAUAUAGUGCAUGCUGUGGCAACUACAAAUGCUAUAGUUGCUGGACUGAUUGUCAUUGAGGCAAUAAAGGUGCUGCAAAAUGAUGCAAAACUUUAUAGGAUGACAUAUUGUCUCGAGCAUCCCUCAAGGAAGAUGCUUCUUAUGCCAGUGGAACCAUUUGAGCCUAACAAGUCCUGUUAUGUUUGUUCUGAGACGCCAUUAUCACUCGAGAUUAAUACUAAUAGAUCAAAAUUGAGGGAGUUUGUUGAUAAAAUUGUCAAAGCUAAGCUGGGGAUGAAUUUACCAUUGAUAAUGCAUGGUUCUGCCCUUCUUUACGAGGUCGGUGAUGAUCUUGAUGAAGCUAUGGUCGCAAACUAUGAAGCAAAUCUGGACAAGGUUUUGUCGGCACUUCCAUCUCCUGUUACUGGUGGGACGAUUCUUACUGUUGAGGAUCUUCAGCAAGAACUCUCCUGUAAUAUCAAUAUCAAGCACAGGGAGGAAUUUGAUGAGGAGAAAGAACCGGAUGCCAUGAUCCUAUUGGGAUGGACACAAGCUCCUGCAAAUGAUAAGGAGAAUAACAGCAGCACAUCGGCUGUGAAUGGUGCUAGCACGUCCAAAGGAGUUGAUAAUGUGGAGACAGAAAAAGAACAAGAAGCAGAUACUGAUUUGGUCAUCACUACAGAUCCUGGAACCGUCCAGAAUGGCAAGAAAAGAAAGGUGGCUGAUGAUGAAAGCGGUAGUAAGAAAAGAGUGGAACAAGUUGUGGAUGAUAAUGAGGAUGAUGAUGAUCUUGUCAUGUUUGAUGAAGGCGAUGACAUUAGCGGUAAGAAGAGGAGGCUGCAAUAGAUCAGUAAGGUCAGGUAUAUUGUUGGAAUCCUAUAACUUUGACAUGCUAAUUUUUGUUAACGCUAUUCUUUGGCUUUAGAUCACCAACCCUAGAUAUAGUUUGCUCUUCAUUUUAGUAUGUUAGGUUUGAUCCGAAUCUUGACAACUAACGGAUAUAUUUUUACACACCUUUUCGCUGCUUGCAUCUCGUCAUCCUCGAGAUUUAGGAGCAAUUUGUUCUUUUUAUACCUGGUAAACUUUCUGGGUUUUGUGGGGACUGGGGAUUGCUGUAUUUAUUUAAUUUAGGGAUAUGUUUUAUCGUUUUCAAAUGUUUGAAUUUUGAAGGGCUUAUUCUGAUUAAAAGAACAUAAUAACUUUGAAAUUCAUAUUGUG